AUGUCAAUAUCAGUUGACAGUAAUAAUCUAAGUUUUGUCAACGAUUUGAAUCCUGGGAAGGAUAUGUGGAACAUGAAGGCGAGAAUUAUUCGAAAAUGGAAUCAGGGUUACAAGAUGGAGAUCAUCUUCAUUGAUGAGAAGAUUCAAGCAUGUAUUAAGAGUCAUCUGAUACCUGUUUUUGAUGGACAACUGCAAGAAGAUGCUGUUGUGAUUCUGUCGAAAUUUGGUGUUGGUGAGAAUAAAGAUUUAUAUAAAGUAGUAGUGCAGCCUUAUAAAAUCAACUUUUAUAGAUGCACAACUGUUACUCGUGUGAGAGGUUGGCAAGGUGUUGAGUAUGGUUUCAAUUUCAGAGCUUAUGAAGAUAUUCUUCAAGGAGAGGCGUUAAACGCUUUGAGUGUUGAUGUUGCCGGAUCUGUGAUUUCUUGUGGAGAUCUUGAAAUCUUUGAUCGACCUCCAAAGGAGACUAAGAAGAUGAAUUUCGAGAUUGAAGAUUUGGAGAUCAUGAUUAAGGACUUCAUUUCUAAAGUCUCACCUCAUGAGCAUGUGAUGGCUGUUAUACAGCAUGGAAAGUGA
Messenger RNA from Helianthus annuus (common sunflower), 573 nucleotides. RefSeq lists its product as uncharacterized. The coding region runs from base 1 to 573 and encodes 190 amino acids. Lineage: Eukaryota; Viridiplantae; Streptophyta; Magnoliopsida; Asterales; Asteraceae. The transcript is spliced from 6 exons. The record is from RefSeq and is a predicted model, not a curated record.